Messenger RNA from Kockovaella imperatae, 1705 nucleotides. RefSeq names its product Alpha/Beta hydrolase protein. The transcript is spliced from 15 exons. Lineage: Eukaryota; Fungi; Basidiomycota; Tremellomycetes; Tremellales; Cuniculitremaceae. Gene Ontology annotation, biological process: proteolysis. Gene Ontology annotation, molecular function: serine-type carboxypeptidase activity. The record is from RefSeq and is a predicted model, not a curated record. Gene Ontology annotation, cellular component: fungal-type vacuole. Bases 89 to 1639 code for a protein of 516 amino acids.
CCCCCAUCUUCCCUCUUGUCUAUCUUGUGAUCAGAUUCACUGUCCCUCCGCUUGCUGGUGAUUAUUCACUGCGUGACAUCACUCCACAAUGCUCGCCUCGUCCCUCCUUGCUCUGCUUCCCCUCGCAGCGGCAUUCCAAGUGCCUAAAUUCCCUACGGCCCAAGAUGCUUUAUCGGCAGCCGAUAACCUCCUCCACGGUCAUUCUGCCGCUGGGGGAGCGUCGACUGUCUUGAGCCCAGCCAGCGAUCUCACUCUGUCGAGUAUCUCGGGCGACGACCACGUCACUUUGACCUCUGCUUUGCACCCUAAGCACAAGAUGAGGAUCAAGUCUCAUCACGGAUGGUGUGACCCCUGGACCAAGUCGUACAGUGGUUAUCUUGACGUCGGCGACGGUCGAGAUCUCUUCUUUUACUUCUUUGAGUCACGAUCCGACCCGUCGAAGGACCCUGUCGUUAUGUGGAUCAAUGGUGGACCGGGAUGUAGUUCCAGUAUGGGAUUGUUCAUGGAGCUCGGACCAUGCACGAUCAAGAGCAACCCUACCAACGUCAAUGAUACGAAACCGAACCCAUAUUCUUGGAACGAGAAGGCAAACAUCUUCUUCCUCGAAGAACCUCUUGGUGUGGGGUUCAGUGAGGCUGAGCACGGCCAAACCGUCUCCACGACGGAGGAAGCUGCCAUCGAUGUCCAGGCUUUCGUCCACCUGUUCUUUGAGCACUUCAAGGAAUUUGAAGGCCGAGCUUUCCACAUGUCUGGUGAAUCCUACGGUGGUCGAUACCUACCUGUCUUCGCCAGUGCUGUCCACGAUGGUAACAAGGCUUUGAUUGCCGCUGGCAAGGCACCAAUCAACCUCAAAAGUGUCUUGAUCGGAAACGGUAUGACCAACUUCAUGACCGAGGUCGAAUCUUAUUACCCAUACUCCUGCACAAUCCAUGGAGGUCUCGAUGCGCCGAUCUCUCCCAUCAAGGAUUGCGUGGAAAUGGCCGAAGCUGUACCCCGAUGCCACAAGAUGGCCAAGAGAAGCUGUGUGGACUCUCACGAUUACACCGAAUGCGCCAUGGCCGAGACUUACUGCAGCUUGGCAUUGACAACGCCAUUCGCAAACCUCCAGCUGAACCCCUACGACGUAAAGAAGAGCUGCACGCCUCAGGAGUUGAAGGACUACCUCUGCUAUGCCGAGACUGGUGUCGUUCGUGAAUACCUCGACCUCCCUGAAGUCCGAUCGUUCCUCGGCGUUCACCCCAAUCGGCCCAAGUUCUCAUCUUGUGACAAGACUGUCGGCCAAAACUUCCACCGAUCACUGGAUGCGACUGGCCAGACUUGGCUCUACUCUGCGGGCUUGCUCGAACGAGGAAUCAGGACUUUGAUCUACGUCGGUACUCAGGACUGGAUCUGCAACCACAUUGGUAAUGAAAUGUGGACCGAGGCUCUCGAGUGGACUGGUCAGGAAGGCUACAAUGCCGAGUCACUCUCAGAGUGGAUCGUUGACGGCAAGGUCGCCGGAUCCUACAAGACUUACGGACCCCUUACCCACCUCAAGGUACUCGGCGCCGGACACAUGGUUCCCAUGGACAGGCCCAAGCAGUCUCUCUCCAUGUUGCACACUUGGCUGUCGGAGGAAUCUUUCGGUGACUCCAAGUGAUAGGGACUGUGCUUUCGAGCAGAUCUGAAGGUAGCGAGCGAAUCAAAAUGCAUUUUUGCAACAGUG